AUGGCUACUAUGGCAGCCAACAUGAGGGAUAUAACCAACCAAAACUUGGCCAUGAUGCAAGGCCAAGGAGGUUUCCCCAUUCCUCCAUAUGCCCCCCAUGGGCACUAUCAGCAAGAGGAUGAGGUCCAAAGUCAUAGGGCUGCUUCGCCAGACUAUGGCCGAGGUGAAAGUCCAUUCGAAAGGGAAGUGGGAGUUGACAUUUCCUCCAAUUAUGCAUCUGGCCGACCCUCCGAGGUCCAAAUGAGCCAUGAUAACUUUCCACCUCCGUAUGAGGAAAACCCAAGACAGAGGAGAGCAGGAAGUGUUUUUGACAGAAUCAGCCCUGCUGAACCAAGGCCCAGUCAACAGCAGGCUCAGCAGCCUCGGACGAGGCCACAGCCUCCACCUCCGAUGCCCCAACAGCCGGAGAGAAGGCAUGAAAAUGCCCCACGCGCUGUCUCGCCUAGAAGUAGGCCGCAAAGGAGGGAGGAAGAAGCUAGGAACCGGCCAGGACCCUCUCACCAACAACCUAGGUACGAGGCUGAAGAUUACGAUUCUGAUGAGCAGCAGAGGAAUAGGGCAAGCAGGGGCCUCCCACCUCCACUGAGACAGCGAGGUAGGGGGCCGACCUCCCACCUUAUGGACUACCAGAUGAACCGAUCUGGAAAUGAGAACUCUGGCCAAGCCCUGGCCACCACAACUCUGAACGCGGUACCAACCUUGGCGUAUGAGGAUGUCAACCCAACCGCUGACCCAUAUCAGAUACAGGCCCAGCAGGGACCCCGUAGAAGGGGAGGCCGAGGUCGAGGUCGGGGUUUUGCACCUAGAAAUAGGUCCAAUCCGAACCUCCCUGGAUACUGUUUGCACCAUAGGUCCUACGGGCACGACACCGUGGAUUGCAGAGACUAUGCACACUUCUCGCGGCAGGAACCCGCCAGGGAAAGACAUAACUCGCCCCAGGCCAACAGGCCCCCGCCCAGGGCGACCAGAGAGGUUCGCGAGAGUGCUAUCUGA
This is a messenger RNA of Olea europaea var. sylvestris, 993 nucleotides long. RefSeq names its product zinc finger protein 768-like. The transcript is spliced from 3 exons. NCBI's taxonomy places the organism in Eukaryota, Viridiplantae, Streptophyta, Magnoliopsida, Lamiales, Oleaceae. Bases 1 to 993 code for a protein of 330 amino acids. The record is from RefSeq and is a predicted model, not a curated record.